Molecule: messenger RNA, 2332 nt
Organism: Scophthalmus maximus (turbot)
Lineage: Eukaryota; Metazoa; Chordata; Actinopteri; Pleuronectiformes; Scophthalmidae
Gene: kif22
Product: kinesin family member 22
Exons: 13
Coding region: 271-2148 (625 amino acids)
Biological process (GO): mitotic spindle organization; microtubule-based movement
Molecular function (GO): ATP binding; microtubule binding; microtubule motor activity
Source: RefSeq, a predicted model, not a curated record
GUCUGAGCGACUUCUGAUUGGUCGAUUUCCGUUUCCGGUGGCAGCGCUCCUCUUUUGAAAAGUGUUCCGUUGGAUGUCGAGGCGGAGGGUCGACCGCCAUUGUUAAAAAGACGGCGUCCACAAUGUUGCUAAACGUCCAACUCGGACAAUAACAAAAGGUUUCUGUUGUAGGACCGCGAGAAAUAAGACCGGUGAGCAUUUACGAAACAUUCAUAUUGGAUUCGUUGAAGCAGCGACUGACCGCAGGCCUUUUGUAUUUGAGAGGGCGACAUGGCUCAGCGUGCGGCGGUAGCAGAUGGAGGCAACAAGAAGACCUCCAGGGUCCGGGUGGCGGUUCGUCUGCGCCCCUACGUGGGCAAGCAGGACGAGAGAAGCGAGGGCCCGUGUGUGAAGGGCCUGGACGCCCAGAACCUGGAGAUAAUCAACUGGAGAAAUGCCACGGAAACGGUCAAAUACCAUUUUGACGUUUAUCACGACGAGCAGACGACGCAGCAGGAGGUCUUCCUCUCGUCAGUGAAGCCCAUCCUACCACACAUCCUGAGUGGACAGAACGCCAGUGUGUUUGCCUACGGCCCAACAGGAGCAGGUAAGACUCACACCAUGCUGGGCAGUUCAGAGCAGCCAGGUGUGAUCCCCCGAGCUGUUCGCGAGGUCUUCAAUCUGGUCAAAGCGAAGGAUGAGGACGAAGGAUGGGACUACAGCAUUGGCAUGUCUUACUUGGAAAUUUACAACGAGAAGGUGCUUGAUCUUCUCUCGCUGAGCUCCCAGGACCUGCCAAUCAGAGAGGACAGGGACAAGAACAUCCUCAUACCCGGCCUUACUCACACAACGAUCUCCUCCUUCUCGGAAUUUGACAAACACUUUGUCCCUGCCAGCCUCAAUCGUACUACAGCUUCUACCAAACUCAACGAGCGCUCCAGCCGCAGCCAUGCUAUUCUCCUCAUCAAGGUUGUACGGACUCAGCGUGCCUUUCCUCAUCGACAACAGACUGGCAAGCUGUACUUGGUAGACCUGGCUGGAUCUGAGGACAACCGCCGCACCGGCAACCGGGGCAUUCGUCUGAAGGAGAGCGGUGCAAUCAACCUGUCUCUCUUCACUCUGAGCAAAGUGGUGGAUUCUCUGAACUCUGGCACUGCUGUGCGUGUACCAUACAGAGACAGUAAACUGACACGGCUGCUGCAGGACUCUUUGGGUGGCUCCGCGCACUCUCUCAUGAUCACCAACAUUGCGCCGGAGUACAAGUAUUACUUUGAUACAUUUAGUGCACUCAACUUUGCCGCCAAAUCUAAGCUCAUUGUGAACAAGCCCUUCACCCGAGAAACUGUUGCCGUGCCCGUGCUGCCAGUGAAGCGGGCCAGAGAGGACCACGAGGCAGGGAGGUCUGGCACUGAGCCACAGAAGAAAAAGCAGAAAGACGAGAAGAAAACUGAACAGGAUGGUUCCUCACCCUCUGCACAUUAUCACAGUCUGUCAGAACCGUCGGUGAUGGACAGACUAAUCGCUCUGGAGAAGCUGAUGAUGAGCUGCCAAGACAAAGACAGAACCAGCAUGCUUAAAGAUGUGGCUCAGUCUCGCAAGGAGAUCCAGGAGCUAAAAGAGAAGCAGAAGGAGUUUGAGAGCAAGACCCUGCUAUUGAGUCAGUUGGCUGGAGAAAAGCAUGGCACCAAACAGGAGCCAGCCUUCAGGAACAACACAGCUCCUCUUCACAGAAAACCGUCAAAUGCUACGAAACCCAACAAGCAGCAGGCUGUGGUCCAACCCUUACAAGUGUCCCAGCUUCAACCUCUUCAGCAGCUUGCAGUUGUCAAGAAACAGUCGGUCUGCGUCAAGAGGAAGCAGCUUCCAGACCAGGUUGAGCUUCCAGGUGGGAAAGAAAAUAUAAUGGAGACUAACUGGGAGUCUCAACUCGACACAUCUGUGCUGGAUCAGUCCAGGCAGAAGAUCCUGCAGGUUCUGAACACCGGCGCCCUCAAGGAGCUGAAGGGUCUGCAGCAGAUCGGCGACAAGAAGGCAAAGCUCAUCCUUGGAUGGAGGGAGAUCCACGGUCACUUCACAAAGUUGGAAGAUCUGGUAAAAGUUGAGGGUAUGUCAGAAAAGAGAUUCUCCACAUUCAUGAAGGCGAACAUCCUGAGUGUCAUGGGGAAAUGAUUUUUUUAUUUUAUUUUUAAAUAAACAUCCACGUUUUUAAUAAUGUAUAUAAUGUUUUACCUCCAGAAGCUUUUAUGUGUCAUUUAUUCUUGAUUUUGUGUUUUUGUAGUUACAAUUGUUCUCCAGCUGGCGGCGCAAUAAUGCUUUUUUUUUUUUUUUUAAAUAAACGUCUCAUGUCAUUGAA